Molecule: messenger RNA, 2406 nt
Organism: Phyllostomus discolor (pale spear-nosed bat)
Lineage: Eukaryota; Metazoa; Chordata; Mammalia; Chiroptera; Phyllostomidae
Gene: HACD3
Product: 3-hydroxyacyl-CoA dehydratase 3
Biological process (GO): very long-chain fatty acid biosynthetic process; sphingolipid biosynthetic process; fatty acid elongation
Cellular component (GO): endoplasmic reticulum membrane
Molecular function (GO): 3-hydroxyacyl-CoA dehydratase activity
Source: RefSeq, a predicted model, not a curated record
CGCGGCUCUCGCUAAGUCCCUGAUCCCGCGCCGCCACCGCCGGCUUGUCACUGCGCAAGUGCGGCGGGAGAGCGUGGGGCGUCUUGAGGCUGCGGGCUGCGGACCCUUAGGAACGCGGGGGUUUGCGGCCUGUGUCCCCGCAGUCUCCAGCCGCGCACUUCCAGAGGCAGCAAGGCGUAGCGAGUAGAUUCUCCCUGCGCCCUGGGCUGUGUGGCCAUGGAGAAUCAGGUGCUGACGCCGCACGUCUACUGGGCUCAGCGACACCGAGAGCUGUAUCUGCGCGUGGAGCUGAGUGACGUGCAGAAUCCUGCCAUCAGCAUCACUGAAAAUGUACUGCAUUUCAAAGCUCAGGGACAUGGCGCCAAAGGAGACAACGUCUAUGAGUUUUACCUGGAGUUCUUAGAACUUGUGAAGCCAGAGCCUGUUUACAAACUGACCCAGAGGCAGGUAAACAUUACGGUACAGAAGAAGGUGAGUCAGUGGUGGGAGCGGCUCACCAAGCAGGAGAAGCGUCCACUAUUUCUGGCCCCCGACUUUGACCGCUGGCUGGACGAGUCUGAUGCGGAAAUGGAGCUCAGAGCCAAGGAAGAAGAACACCUGAAUAAACUCAGAAUUGAAAGCGAAGGCUCCCCUGAAACUCUUGUAAGCUUGAAGAAAGGGUACCUGUUCAUGUAUAAUCUUGUGCUCUUGGGAUACUCCUGGAUGUUUGUCAACAUGACUGUGCGGUUCUUAAUCUUCGGAAAAGAGUCCUUCUAUGACACUUUCCACACCAUGGCUGACAUGAUGUAUUUCUGCCAGAUGCUGUCGGUGGUGGAAACUAUCAAUGCAGCGAUCGGAGUCACUAAGUCCCCAGUGGUGCCCUCUCUUACCCAGCUUUUAGGAAGAAAUUUCAUUUUGUUUAUCAUCUUUGGCACCCUGGAAGAAAUGCAGAACAAAGGUGUUUUCUUUGUGUUUUACAUAUGGAGCACAGUUGAAAUUUUCAGGUACCCCUUCUACAUGCUCUGCUGCAUUGACAUGGAUUGGAAGGUGCUCACGUGGCUUCGUUACACUGUGUGGAUUCCUUUGUAUCCUCUGGGAUGUUUGACAGAAGCUGUCUCAGUGAUCCAGUCCAUGCCAAUAUUCAACGAGACAGGAAGAUUCAGUUUCACAUUGCCGUACCCAAUGAAAAUCAAAGUCAGAUUUUCCUUCUUUCUUCAGAUUUAUCUCAUAAUCUUGUUUUUAGGGGUAUACAUCAAUUUCCGUCACCUUUAUAAACAGCGCAGGCGGCUCUAUGGACAGAAAAGAAAAAGAUCCACUGAAAAGAAAUUAGAUGACUUCUUGCCAUUUAGACUUUUGAGCCUAAUCUAUAAUUCUUAAAGUUUUACCUUCUUGUACUGAUGUAAAAGUUUUUUAAAGUUAAAUGAUUAAAUUCUCAGUAAGGCUAUCUUCCAUUUCCCCCAGUAACAUCCUGAAUUUGUUGUAUUAUCUUCCUGUAGUUCUUGCAUGACAUCCAAGACAGGUUCGUCCUUCUGUGUUCUGCUAGUGACAGCAGACUCAGCCUGCUCCCGCCCGCUCCGGGUCCAGUCGGUCUGCUCCAUGCAAGCCAGAGAGGCUUCUUCAGUGUCCUGAAGCUACUCGGUACUGGCCAUGCUUACAGCUGGAAUUUGUUCUUUUCAGCUAUUGAUUGUGGAGGGAAAAAUCACCCUUUUGCUCUAUAGGGGGCUGAAAAGUGACCCAGGGAGGACCUAAUAUAUUCUAUACCCAAGGGUUACUUGUUAAGUAGGGUGGCACUGAGUUUUUUGAAAAUCAAUCCCAUUUGCUAGGACAUGUCUGAGUCCAAGUGGGCCUAGAGAACACACAUUACCUCUGAACUCUUGGGCCUUUCCCGCACUGUGUUACCAGACAGUGCUUACCUGUGUGGGCACAGAGUGCUUUGAGAGAAACCAGUCAGAACCUCGAAACACCGUGAUCACUUCAUUCCAAGAUAAAUCAGAACUGUUUUCAACACUAAAGGAAGAUGAAACACUAGUUAGGCAAUAAUGAGAUCAUAAGAAUUCCAAACCCAGAUGGCUAUGGGGAUCAAAAGGGUCAAACUGGCGAUAAGAUGACCGCUGGCAGUGCGGCCUGUGGCAACCUGGAAAUAUGAGAGUAGGCCAGGACAAACAUGCCUACAAAACAGUUAGGCUGUGUGUGAACAUAAAAACUCAAUCUUCCUUCCCCUACACUGGCUAAGUCCGUUUACCUGCAUACCUGUCAGAGUGAGUGGUGGGAUCGUGUUUUGAACAGACCUAAAAACACCUGCUUUCAUUCUGCCAUUGUCCCACCGUCCUGCAGUAGGCCGGUGAGCAGAGAACCUGGGCGGGAGAACAGCCAGCUCGUCCUCUAACAAAGAUUCCUGGCGGGAAACCCACCAACAGAGGAACGGGG